AACGACUCAACGAUUUCAUUCAAUUGUAACCAGAAUUAUGAGUUAUGGUAUGAAAUUUUGAAAUAUAUUUUGAAUAUUGCUUACCUUGGAAUUGGCCUAUUCCUUCAUUUAUCCAUUCUCAAAACUAUUUUAUUUGUGGAACGAAAAACUUUUAGUAGAAGCUCAUUUUUCCAGAUAUAUCUUUUAGACUCAAUGACGAGCUCCUAUCUCCUUCUUGCUGACAUCUUCUAUGUCCGCCUAUUCAUGUACAUUCCUCCACUGUGUGCAAUCAUUAUGCCCCUAUUUUUCAAUCCAUCUUUCAUCCCAAAACUAGUUUAUGCCACUAUGAACCACUGCAGAUUCGCCAAAUCGAUCGCUCAAAUUUUUUUGGUUCUAAACAGAAUGAGUUGUGUUCUGGUGCCAACUGAUUAUGAGUCGCUUUGGAGAAAACUGAUACCUAUCGUUCGAUUUCUAACGGCAUUUCUCCCAUUUUGUGGGACUUGGAAUAUUUGGAUUUCUAGAAUUUAUGUCUUCCCAGUAGGUGGUGGUUUUGCAAUGGAUUAUAUCAAAAAUGUGGAAUGGGCAGCUCUAUCUCUAUUCCAAUCGAUUUUUGUUCUAACCGCUUUAUUUUUCACCAUCAUCUGCACUUCAAUCACUUUGUACAAGCUAAUUUUCCUGCCAGACCGCAUGAUUUCAGCUGAAAAAUCUCUCUGUUUCACGAGUAUUUUCAUUUCCGGCUGCUUUUUGAUUGUUGGCGCUACACAGGUG
Messenger RNA from Caenorhabditis briggsae, 747 nucleotides. Gene Ontology annotation, cellular component: membrane. NCBI's taxonomy places the organism in Eukaryota, Metazoa, Nematoda, Chromadorea, Rhabditida, Rhabditidae. Gene Ontology annotation, molecular function: transmembrane signaling receptor activity. The transcript is spliced from 2 exons. The annotation marks the transcript as partial. The record is from RefSeq and is a predicted model, not a curated record. Gene Ontology annotation, biological process: sensory perception of chemical stimulus.